This is a messenger RNA of Myxocyprinus asiaticus (Chinese sucker), 6687 nucleotides long. RefSeq names its product putative tyrosine-protein phosphatase auxilin. The transcript has 19 exons. NCBI's taxonomy places the organism in Eukaryota, Metazoa, Chordata, Actinopteri, Cypriniformes, Catostomidae. Gene Ontology annotation, cellular component: cytosol. Gene Ontology annotation, molecular function: phosphatidylinositol-3,4,5-trisphosphate 3-phosphatase activity. Bases 132 to 3053 code for a protein of 973 amino acids. Gene Ontology annotation, biological process: dephosphorylation. The record is from RefSeq and is a predicted model, not a curated record.
UAUGUAGCUGGGUAGCCUUGCUGGAAACUACAUUAUUUCCACCCUCUGAGCAGUCAGACAGAACAUGUGCAUUCCCCUAGUCUCUUGAAAUCUUCGUUGUCGUACGUCGUAUGUGAUUCCCAAUUGUGCUCAUGAGCCUGCUAGGUGGCUACAAGAAAAAAAGCAGUUAUGAUGGCUACGAAUCUUUGCAGUUGGUCGAUAGCAGCGGAGACUUCUGCAGCGGGGGAAGAAGUGGCGGCGGCGGAUUGACGGCAGUAACCCUCGGCAGCGCUAAGACAGGCCCGGCGCGACAGGACGACUACAGUACCAUGGACAGCUCAGAUAUGGAUGGGAACUAUGGAGGGGGACUUCUAGAUAUGGUCAAAGGAGGUGCAGGAAAGUUCUUCAGCAACAUCAAGGACAAUCUGAAAGACACUAUCAAAGACACCUCGACCAAGGUUAUGAAUCAAGUGGCUACGUAUACAAAAGGAGAAUUGGACAUUGCCUACAUCACCUCACGAAUUAUCGUGAUGUCCUAUCCUGCUGAGGUAGUGGAGAUGGGCUACAGGAACCACACCGAGGAUAUCCGCUCCUUUCUGGAUUCAAGUCAUGCUGACCACUACACUGUUUUCAACCUGUCACAGAAGAACUAUCGGGGGGCAAAGUUUGCCAACAGAGUUUCUGAAUGCAAUUGGCCAUCCAGACAGGCCCCGAGUCUACACAACCUGUUUGCCGUGUGUAAAAACAUGUACAACUGGCUCAAGCAAAACCCCAAGAAUGUGUGUGUGAUCACAUGCUCGGAUGGUAGAGCUCCAUCAGGCGUGCUGGUCUGUGCCAUGUUCUGUUUCUGCCACCUCUUUGCCAACCCGGUGCAAGCCAUGCAACUUCUCGGUGCCAAGAGGCCUGGUUCUGGCCUGUGGCCCUCACACAGGAGGUACAUAGGUUAUGUGUGCAGUAUGGUCUCAGAGAAGCCUACGGUACCACACUCCAAACCGCUAGUCAUUAAAGCUGUCACAAUGAGUCCUGUUCCUUGCUUCAACAAACAGCGCAGUGGCUGUCGGCCUUUUUGUGACGUACUUAUUGGCGAGACCAAGAUUUUUUCUACAGCUCAGGAUUACGAAAGAAUGAGGGAACACAGGAUUCAGGAGGGUAAAGUGGUUUUUCCUGUGGGAGUAAGUGUCCAAGGAGACGUUGUGAUUUCUGUCUAUCAUAUGCGCUCACAUGCACUACAAGCUAAGGUAACAAACACCCAGAUAUUUCAGAUUCAGUUCCAUACCGGAUUCAUUGUCCCUGGCACCACAGUCUUAAAGUUUCUGAAGACAGAGCUGGAUGCAUGUGAUUCUCCAGAGAAAUACCCCCAGCUGUUUCAAGUGCUGUUAGACAUUGAGGUGGAAAGCACAGAGAAACAGAAAGAUCUCACCCCACCGUGGGAGCAGUUCCCCACCAAAGACCUGAGCCCCAAUGUGCUUUUCUCCUGCCAUCAAGAACACCAGGAUGCACUUGCUGUUGCAGAUGAAAUGGAGGGCUUGGACUUGGAAGAUCCAGCCCAGGGCCAUGGGGGUUGUGGAGGCAGAGUGGGUCCGAAUGAAGAGAGUGAACCCUCGGACGAUGAUAUGCUCUCCCUGUCUAGCCAGCAGAGCAACACAAGCAAUGAGAAAUCAAAAGCAGCUAAGAAGCUGGAACUCCAAUCUUCAGUGGCCCUUCCUCCUCCAGCAGCAGAAGAAGUGGAUCUGCUGGGACUGGACAGGGAUCCAGCUCAGCCUCCUUCAUCCUCCCCACACCCUCCCUCCACCAGCACAACCACAGACCUGUUGGGGGAUCUGUUCGGAGCUCCGCCCACACAACAGCCGGCCAGCGGCUCCUCCUCUGCUCAGUCAACCCCGCGGAGAUCUGCACCCUCUUCAUCACCCUGUCCAUCACCUCGAACUGGAGGCACUUUUGACCCGUUUGGGUCUGGGCCCGCUCCUUCCCCAAAGCCGCAGGACUUCAUGGGGGCUUUCCUGGGUCCAGGUAAUGGGCAGCCAGACCCCUUCCUGCAUGCUGCACGAUCUCCAUCUCCUACAAUGCAGACCAUGGGCAUGGGCCGCAGUUCACCCGUGCCACCUACUACACCCACUGUCAACAUCCAACAGCAGAACUCUAUAGGAGCUUGGGAAUGGAACAAACCAGCACCUGCAGUUGGAGGUUUGGGGAUGGGAAGUAAAUCCACCAGCACCAGUCCAACCAGCUCAGUUCAUAGCACUCCCACCCACCAGCUGAAACCCAACACCCUUGACCCCUUCGCUGAUCUAGCCAACCUAGGAGGCAGUCUGGGAGGUUCAGGAUUCUCCAGCAAGCCCACCACACCUACUGGUACAGGAGGAGCUUUACCGCCCAUGGGCUCCCCCCAGCGUCCGGCUCCCUCCCCCCAGCACACUACCUCUGCAGGGUGGCACCCCAGCACUGGCUUCCCCUCAUGGCAGGCUGGAGGUGGGGGUCCAUGGCAGCCUCAGGCCCAGGGUGCACACCACCAGACUCCACCCAAAGCACCAGGACCAUCUAUGCCCCACACCUCACCACAGAACAGACCCAACUACAAUGUCAGCUUCUCCACCAUGGGCGGGUCAUCGCUGGGGAGCACUGGGGCAAAAGCACAGCCUAACUUGGGAACCAGGCCAAAAGUUUCCAAUGCUAACUUUGAUGACCUACUCUCCGGCCAGGGCUUUGCUGGCACUAAAGAGAAGAAAGGGCCAAAAACCAUAGCAGAAAUGAGAAAAGAGGAGAUGGCGAAAGAGAUGGACCCAGAAAAACUCAAGAUCCUGGAUUGGAUUGAAGGGAAGGAGAGGAACAUCAGAGCAUUGCUUUCCACCAUGCACACAGUCCUGUGGGAAGGGGAGACGCGCUGGAAACCUGUAGGCAUGGCUGACCUUGUCACACCAGAGCAGGUGAAGAAGGUCUACCGCAAAGCUGCACUGGUAGUACACCCUGACAAGGCUACUGGACAGCCCUACGAACAAUAUGCCAAGAUGAUUUUUAUGGAACUAAAUGAUGCCUGGUCAGAAUUUGAAAGCCAAGGACAGAAAGCGCUAUACUAAGACUUAAAACCCAGAAACUGUUCUAAAGAGGCCCUGAUUUUCAGUAUAUGAUCACAACCAGUCAGAGAUUCUUGCCCAGAUCAUCCUGCAACCCAGCAUAGUCCUUGCACCCUUGUCAUCACUCCCACCUCUGCUUCACAGAGACUUCAGAGCCUACAUCUACAAUAUAGUUGUGUGUCUCUUUUUUGAUUCAUGUAUCAGAACCGAUCAUUCUCUAGGCCAACAUAACUACUGUUUUGAGAAGACUGCUAUAGGAAAAAGUAACAUUCAGGAUUGUUUUAGAGCUCUUUACAACCUUUACUCUUUGUGUCCUAGGACUUUAACACCAACAUAAAGUCAAGACCCUGUCUUUAAACAGCUGUGAAAUACACUACAAGGACAAAUGUAUGUGGAUCCCCAAACACCACACCCAUUUAUGCUUAUUGAACAAUUACUGUAAUUUCAAAACCAUUGGUUUGAGUUGGUCAAAACUAACAGCUUCCACUCUUUUGGAAAGGCUUUCCACUAGGUUGGAACAUGGCUGAGGGAAUGUGCUCUUAUUCAGACACAAGAGCAUCCGUGAGGUCAAGCACUGAUGUUGGGCGAUGGGGCCUGGCUCGCAGUUGCUGUUCCAAUUCAUCCCAAGGGUGUUCAGUGGGUUUCAGGUUUGGGCUUUUGUGCAGGCCAGUCAUGUUCUUCCACACCAGACUCAGUAAACCACUUCUCUAUGCUGGAAGCACACAGUUCUCUAAAAUGUCACUGUAUGCCUAAGCUAUAAGAUGCAUCUUUACUGGAAUUAAGAGGCCUAGCUAAACCCGUUAUUUGAAAGGGGGUGUUCACUUUCCACAUACUUUUGGCCAUGAAGUGCAUAUCUACGAAGAUUCUCAGUCAUCCAGGUCUUGUAGAAAUUAUUCUGCAGCAUCUAAAUGAGUUUUCCAUUCAUCUAAAUGCUGGGAAAUCUACAGUGUUAGAGCUACUUGGAUGAGAGGUAUACUGUCUUUAACAAAUGGAAAAAUAUGUCCAGAUACUCCAGAAUAAUUUCUCCAAGACAGCUGAGAAAUAUUAGAAAAUGCAAGUAGGAAUCAGAGAGCUAAGGCUCUGUGGUUUCCCAGUCAGUCAGGGGCCAGAGGUUUAGGCCAAUAUGAACAAAUAAAAGAACACUCCAACAAAAACCUGCAACAACUGAAAGAAAAGUUGUAUCAUGUCACAUAACUUCUUUCAGAAGCUAAGCAUUCACCGGCAACUGUGGUGAGCUUUAAAUUACAUUUGUUGCUGGGGGGCAAAAGCACAAUAAGUGUGAGAGAUUUGUAUCGGAAAUUGGAAGUUUUCUCAUGCAGCUACUUCUAUCACCUUACUGUGUAAACUGUGUUUUUGGGGAUUAUCAGACUGCAUUUGGUGAAACAUUGAACUUGACCUGUAAAAAUUUAGUAGAUAGACAAUAAUUUUAUUCUUUUGUUUUUUACGGAUCUGUCUGUAUAUGUUGCACUAUAGCAUACUGUUUACAAUCAUAAAGACUUAAAAAUAUUGUUUAUUCAUGACACUAUUCCAUUAAAAAAAGAUAUAAAAAUAAAUAGUAUAUGUACCUCAAAGUAAAUAUGACAAGGUUCUGAUUUAAGCUAUACAUUGAGAUCUUAACCUGAUGUUGUACAUUGCUUAACUGGUUUACAGUGCCCUGAUGAACUUAUCACAGUUGUAAGGCAUAUUAAGUUAGUUUUGAUUACAGAAAAUAUAUUUUUGUGCAAGUGCUUAGCAGUUAUUAUGAUUCCAAAACAGACUAUGUUUACUUUAAGUUGUUUUUCAAAUGGAAGGAUUGUGUUUAUGAAGGGUGAAUACAGGUAAAGUUGGACCCUAACACAAAACUAUUUUAUCUAGCUAAAGGUCAGCAUGAAACUAUACUGAGGAAAAGGGAAGAAUUAUUAAAUACAAAAACUUGAACAUCCCACUUUACCUGUAUUCACUAUAUCUCUGAUUAUGUGUGUUAAUAAGACUGUUCUUCUGAUAAGGAAUGUGAUUGUAUGGAAAAUUGGAAUCCGGUAUCGGAAAGUAUGUUCAAUUCCCAUUGUUUCAUUUCUAUUGGUGUCCUUUAAACAAACAUAUCAUCAAAGUGGACCAUAACAUGAAUAUUUUCAUAAACUGAUUUUACAGUUCCAAUUCUAGCAUGAGUACUGCAUGUUGACUGUAAGUGGUACAAAGCCAGACGAGGUUUCAAGAAUGCGUUCCAUUUCAAAUUUGUAUCCCCUUCUCUCGCAUACUUCACUCCAUCUCGUCACUGCUUACAUUGCGCGAGUGUCCACUACUGGAGGAAGACGUGCAAUGGGUUUAACUGGAACACCCUUAACCCUUGAUCUCUUGGAGCAUGUUGAAGGCUAUGUCAAUUUGUGGAAUUAUUUUGUGAUUUUUGCACCUGAGAAAACAAUGUUUUUAGAGCUUGAUUUCAGUGGCUUGUGUAUAAAUGUUUAAUUUUUUUUUAUUUGAAUGAAUUGUUAGAAAGGAUUAAUCACGAUUUACACAAACAAAAAUGUGAACAUAACAAUGAACACAUAAGCUUUAACAGUGUGAUAAACAGUUUAAGGUAGCUACAAGUAUUAUGCUGUUAAAUCUCAAUAUAACUUUUCUAAACUGAUUAAUUGACCUAACUUCACUUCCAUCAUACAUUAGAGUCAUGUGAGGAUGGGGUUUAUGAAGUGCAAUCUGCUGUCACAUCACAAUUGAGUUGCAUUGUAGGAUAUGGAGCUGCCUGAAGCAUACAUCAGAGUAGACUCGCUCCCUCAGUCAAAAUCGAGGGGUUGAGGGUCUGUCAACAGAAACUACCCUUGCUCACUUAACAAAGUGGAACGGACUUCCAAAAUGGCAGCAGAGAUUCCCCCGAGGGGAAGUGCUUAGGGGAGUUAGCGAGUGGAUGUUAAAAGUGAAGUGGAACACAGCCCUAGAAUGCACAGCCACUAAUCUGCCCUUUUUCUUCACAAUAUAUUUGCACUUGAAUGGCAUUAGAGAAAUACAGCAUACUCGUGCUGUAACUUGCAGUACUUGUCGUUCAUUUCAUCCAUGAUUCGCCUUCCUCUUUUAGCACUUUUGAUCAUGCAGUUUAGAACAGUCUUCUCUGUCUUACAUUUUACCAUCAAUUACCUUUCCCUUUCAUACAAUCCAGUUAUAAGGACUUGAAUGCACACAAUGGAUAAACAUUGUUUUGAUUAUCUCAGAUUAGCAAAAAACUGGUGCCCUAUCAAUGGAACUUUUCCACCCCCUCUUGUGGACUGAGCUGUUUAUCUUUAAUCUAAGGAUAUCAUAAAGCUAACCACUACAUACAGUAAUGAAAGUGUGGUGUUCUUAAUAAUUCUGUUCUUUGUAAGGAAGUGAUAAGGUUCGGAUACAGCUCUGUGGUUGUCUGCUGUAUCAGAAUUAUUGUGAGACAAAUUUGUUUUCUGUCUUGUUUUCUGUUCCUUUUCUCCGUAUGGAGCUGUACAUAUGAUUAUGUGCAUUGCACAAAUAAAUGGGAAACAAAAUGUAUUCAACAGAGUCUCUUUUUUAAAGAGACAUUUUAAAGCAAGCUUUGUUUGUGACGUAAGUUGAUCAAAUGUAAAAUCUGUCAAACUUCUUAUACAGUAACUGAACUUUAUGUAGAAAUAAACCAAGUGGUGUGUCAUCAUCACUCUUA